Molecule: messenger RNA, 2949 nt
Organism: Gryllus bimaculatus (two-spotted cricket)
Lineage: Eukaryota; Metazoa; Arthropoda; Insecta; Orthoptera; Gryllidae
Source: the annotation of a GenBank genome assembly
UCUUCUAUGUAUGUUUACCUCGCUGUUGGUGAGUGUAAAUGAACAUUCGCUAUUGGUAUUUCGCUAGCUUCUCCGUAGAGUCUGUGCUUCAUUUAUGGACUGCACCUUCAUAUAUUGUAGUUUGGAGUAAUAUCAAACACACUCAUAUUGGGGGCAAUAGCCGAUGACAAUGUUAAUCGCGUGAGCUCGUAGUCAGCUUUUGACACAGGUUUCUUCAUUAGUGUUGUACUCCAGUAAACUUUUUCGCGAGUGCUCGGAAGUAGUAACAUUUCGUGGAAUCGAGCUGCCGUCUUGAGUGUCAUUAUCUUGAGAUUCAUAAAAGACGUAUGUGUGUUGUGUCGACAGCCUGUACAUAUAUGGGGCAGGACGGUGUUCAAAUACUUCAAGUGCUUAGACUGUUGGGUUCUUGGCAUCCACCAUACCAGAAUGAGCGAGUUUCUCCUCUGAGGAGGCUUAGCAAGCGCUCGACAGAAUUUAAGAUUAACAAGAUCAAGAGGUAUGUGGCAUCCGCUCUUCUACUUGAAAACUGGAAAACCUUUGCAAUAUGAUGCUAACUUCUUCGGUCCCAGAGCCAAGAGGUCCUGCACAGAUAUAAUUUGCUUUCUCCUAUUUUUUUGCUUCGUGGUAGCGUGGAUAGUGGUAGGAGUAAUAGCAUUUUCCCAGGGAGAUCCCGUGAAAAUUAUUGCUCCAACGGAUUCAGACGGAAUGCGUUGUGGAUAUGAUGAAGAAGUGAUAGAUAAAAAGUAUCUCUUUUACUUUGACAUUACACAAUGCUCAUUGGGAAGCUGUAAUACUCCUAUGGUAUGUGUAAAGAAAUGUCCAGAAGAACUAUAUAUUGGAGCAUAUUAUAUACAUCUUAAUCAACCUGAACAAGCUCGUGACGGGGCAAUAUGUAGAGGUAACAUACCCGAUCUUGAUAACAUAGGAGCAGCACUCAAUAACUAUGAUUGUGCGGCUUGGUACCUUCCUACCAAAAGUGUUGCUCGACGCUGUAUCUAUGUAGAUAUAAAUAAAACCUUUGACAAUCUACUCGAAGAAGAAUUUAAGAACUACACAGGUACUAGUCUAGAACAGGUACGAGACGCAGCUGAUGAAACACGAGCCAAACUGAAAAAGGUUGGAGAAACGAUUGUUAGUAAUAUGGAAAAAAAUUGGCCACUCUUGCUCGGUGGAUUAGUGAUCGCUAUGGUGCUCUGUAUGAUUUACAUUGUCAUAAUGCGCUGGUUUGCUUGGAUUAUUGUAUGGGUGUCUUUGUUAGGAGUUCUUGCCCUUUUAGGAUUCUGUUGCUACAUAACGUGGACAAAAUAUCGUGAGACAUCAAAUGAUGAAGAGAGUGUCGAUGUCCCUGCCAACAAAGCUGUAAACAUUUCGUGGCUCAUAUUCUUUAUUGCAUCAUGUAUUGUUUUGGGUGUUGUGUUAUUGUUGAUCAUCUUUCUACGCAAUCGUAUCAGAAUAGCCACAGCCCUCAUCACUGAAGCAAGCAGAGCCGUUGGAAGUAUAAUGAGUACAUUAUUUUUUCCGUUGGUACCCUGGAUACUGCAAAUGGGUGUUAUUGCAUGGACAAUUGCAGUGUGGCUUUAUAUAUUUUCCUCUGCAAUGCCUGUUUAUCGCGCUAGAGGUUUGGCAGAGACAGGAGGCUGCUCGUGCCAAUUUUAUUCAACAGGUGACAGGUGUGAAGUACAAGAGUUUAAUGAGAAAUGCCAAUCAGCCUUGGAAAUAUGUCCAGAAGUUGCUUGUGCAUUUAAAACAUAUGAAGGCCGAUCAUAUUCUGAUUAUUUCCAUGCAAUUAACAUUAUUGGAUUUUUCUGGGUUUUAUGUUUCAUAUCUGCAUUUAGUGAUAUGGCUCUAGCCGGCACAUUCUCCACAUGGUAUUGGACUUUUAAAAAAUCAGAUGUACCUUUUCUUGCUUUAACUUGGAGCAUUGGAAGAACAUUGCGAUACCACAUUGGAACUCUAGCCUUUGGAUCAUUAAUUUUGGCAAUAUGUCGCUUAAUUCGAGUAACUCUCGAAUACAUAGAUGCACAUUUAAGAAAAUAUGAUAAUGGAUUUGUAAAAUGUGUCAUGUGUUGUUUCAAAUGCUUCUUUUGGUGCUUGGAAAAAUUUAUAAAAUUUAUCAAUAGAAAUGCAUACAUAAUGUGUGCAAUUCAUGGCAAAAACUUUUGUCGUUCUGCUCGUAAAGGUUUUAACCUUGUAAUGAGAAACAUUAUUCGAGUGUUUGUUGUGGAUAAAGUUACAGACUUCCUCCUCUUGCUAGGAAAAUUACUGAUAACUGGAGGAAUGGUGGCCCUUGCAUUCUACAUUUUUAGCAAUGAUGUGAAAGUUAAUGAAGAUGAUGAAUAUCCAGAAUAUACAUAUUACCUGUUGCCAGUUAUAAUAGUUGGCAUUGGCACUUACUUUGUUACAUGUAUAUUUUUUUCAGUGUAUCAUAUGGCUGUUGACACAAUAUUUCUCUGUUUUUUGGAAGAUUUGGAACGUAAUGAUGGCUCUGUUGAAAAACCAUAUUACAUGUCAAAGAAUUUGUUAAAAAUUCUUGGCAAGAAGAAUAAAAAAUAUAAAGAACAAUAAGAUGUAAAGAAAACAUGUCCAUUAUAUAAUUUAUAGUUCUCACCAGAGAUCAAUCAAAUUUUAGCAUCAUACAGAAAACUGUUGAAAAUAGACAUUGCAUCAUUUGUUUGUGAGUGAAAUGUGUAAUAAAGUGCAAAUGAAACUUCAAUAUUUUAGAGGAGAACAUUUUAAAUAUAUCAAAUCACAAGUGAAAAAGUAAAACAAGAACUGUGUGUUUUUUUAUUAGAUCUCAUGAUAUUUUUUAAAUCUAUCUUUCAAGUAAAACUUGAUUGCAAUAAAGUACCUGUUUAGUAUUUUUUAAUGAUACAUUAUUUUCACUUUCUCUUUAUAAGAAAAUUAAUUUUUAUUUCUUUCCAAAUAAACAUUUAUAUUUAUUUCUUUUAA